CGGCGAUUCGUCUUCCAAAACCCUAGCACCAAUUCCCACUUCAUCCGCCUCGGUCCGCUGCCGCCGUCGCGAUGCCGCCCAAACUCGAUCCGACCCAGGUCGUCGACGUCUUCGUGCGCGUCACUGGUGGUGAGGUCGGUGCAGCCAGCUCUCUUGCGCCAAAGAUCGGCCCUCUGGGUCUCUCCCCGAAGAAGGUCGGAGAGGACAUCGCCAAGGAGACGGCCAAAGACUGGAAGGGCCUUCGAGUCACCGUCAAGCUCACUGUCCAGAACCGCCAGGCCAAGGUCUCCGUCGUUCCCUCCGCCGCCGCCCUCGUCAUCAAGGCCCUCAAGGAACCCGAGCGAGACCGCAAGAAGACCAAGAACAUCAAGCACAACGGAAACAUCUCUUUGGACGAUGUCAUUGAGAUCGCAAGGGUGAUGCGCUCCAGAUCCAUGGCAAAGGACCUCUCUGGCACUAUCAAGGAGAUUCUCGGAACUUGCGUCUCCGUAGGCUGCACGGUCGACGGCAAGGAUCCCAAGGACCUUCAGCAGGAGAUAUCGGAUGGUGAGGCAGAGGUUCCUCUUGAGUGAUUUUAGCUUAAUUUUGCGUUUAGAUCAUUUUGCUUUAAAUCACUUACUUUGCUCUUUAGCUAAGGUAGUUUUGUUGGAUUUGAUCUUAGUUACAUUUGAAAUCAAAACUUUUAUUCAUCAGCAAAAAAUAAUGUGCUUCAUUUUUGUAGUU
This is a messenger RNA of Zingiber officinale, 723 nucleotides long. Its product is annotated as 60S ribosomal protein L12-like. The record is from RefSeq and is a predicted model, not a curated record. Gene Ontology annotation, cellular component: cytosolic large ribosomal subunit; ribosome. The transcript has a single exon. Gene Ontology annotation, molecular function: large ribosomal subunit rRNA binding; structural constituent of ribosome. Gene Ontology annotation, biological process: translation. NCBI's taxonomy places the organism in Eukaryota, Viridiplantae, Streptophyta, Magnoliopsida, Zingiberales, Zingiberaceae. Bases 72 to 572 code for a protein of 166 amino acids.